GGCUUGCGUGUAGUGUAGCGUCAUUUGCCAACUACCGUACCCACUCGCCCGUCAUUUUCUAAUCAAACCUUUGGAAACUUAAAAUCUUUCAAGUUUCAGCUUUUAUCUCGGCAUCCAUGCCGAAAAUUCUGUACCCCUAAAAAAGCAAGAUUGUCAUUAAUUUAUUUGUAUUUUGUACCUAGUUCAAAAACAGUAAAUAGGAGUAGGUAGGUAGAGUACAAGCUGUUGAAUACUUAAAAAAAUGAAGAUGGAGAAAAUUAAAAAAGAAUACUUAUUGGGACGUUGCAAGUGUUGUUUAGACGACACUGAUCUGCAGUCUAUGUGGGAGGAAUAUUCUGUAAAUGGAGAAUCUGAAGUAUACGGCGAAAUGGUUUUGCAAUGUUUCGGUGUGAAUUGGCAUUCAACAAGUGACAGUGAUGUUAUCUGCAGUUCAUGUGUCACUAGAUUACGGGAUGCUAUUAGCUUUAAGCAUGAGAUUAUUGCAUCAGAACAACUGUUACAGGAAGGACUAGCAAACAAUAAAAUAGAGAAUGAAAUUGAAGUAAAAUUGGAGAAUGCUGAGGAAUGUGAAGCUGAAUAUCUAGAGAUUAAUAUUAAUGAUAAUAAUGAGCUUACAAAUAAUAAUGUAGAUGUUGACAUUGAAGCUAAAUUGGAGAAUAAUGAGGAAUGGGAAGAGGAAUACCUUGAGAUAAAUAGUAAUGAGAAUGAUGAUCUGGCACAAGAAUGUGAAGAAUGGAUAGAUCCAUUUGAUGAAUCUGAUGAGUCUGAUCCAACACCAGACCGACCAAAGAAGUUGUAUCGCAAGGAUGGAACAGCAAUGUACAAACAGUACACGAGACUGGAGCUGAAGAAGGCUUUGCAGGCUGUUGCUGAUAGUUCAAUGACCAGAAGGGAGGCCGCAGAUGCCUACAAUAUUCCCCUCAGGACGCUGUGUACAAAGAUUCAUAAUAAUGCAGUUUUUAAACUUGAUGAAGAAGAUAAUAAGUCAAAAACCAUAAAAUUCAUCAAAGAAAUUAGAAAAAUACUAAAAAACACUAAUGCCACACCAUUUAAACAUAAAGCAGGCAAAUACUAUUGUGCCUAUUGUUCUACUCAGGGGCCUGCAUUCCAUACAGGGGAUCACCUACGGACACACACUUUAACUAAACAUUCUAACGAACGCAUCCGACAAGUAGAAAUUUUCAUGAGACCAUACUAUUAUAAUGAAAUACUUAAAAUGGACAUAUUCGACCUUACAUGCACAAAAUGUUACACAAAGUUGCCAGAAUGGAAUGACAUGUUUCAACAUUUUGCUGAUGCCCAUGACAUUGGGUUUGAUGACGCAUAUACAAAAAUAAUCCCUUACAGAAUUACUAACAAACUUGAAUGUGCAUUGUGCCGGGGUGAAUUUUCAGCGUACCAUGUAUUAGAUUCUCAUAUGAACGCUCAUUAUAGCAAUUAUAUAUGCCAUCAGUGUGGUGAAACAUUCUUAACUGCAUCACGGUUGGAUAAACAUAUCCAAUCUCACAGUCGAGGUAAAUUUCCUUGUGAGGUUUGUGGAAAAAUCUUUGCGUUAGAAAACUAUCGUUCAAAGCAUUACUACUAUACUCACAACAAAAGACUGGUAUACAAAUGCUUAUAUUGUACAGAGGUGUUUCAGUUGGCAACCCAACGACAAGAUCAUAUGAUUGAGAAGCAUAAGGAAUUUAUAAAAAAGUAUGUAUGUGAGUUUUGCGAUAAGCUUUAUUAUAAUAGACAAAACUUUAGACGUCAUAUGAAGAGAAAGCAUAUAAGGGACAAGAAGUACAAAUGUACCGAAUGCAACAAGGGCUUCAUACUGAAGUACGAACUAAACAGUCAUAUGAUAAAACAUAAUCAGGUAAAGAAAUUCUUUUGUAACAUGUGUAAUGAAGGCUUUACUAGGAAAGUUACACUGAGGACUCAUUUAGAGAAAGUACAUAAAAUGGAUGUCAAAAAUAAUGAAACCGCUACAACAUGAAAAUGGUGUUGAUUUAGUUUUAAAUAGAUAUAUAAUUAUGAUGUUAUGUUAUGAGCUAAACUGUUAUACAUUGUUUUAGUAAAGUAGAAACUAUUUUUGUAACUAAAUGUGUGCACAACAAAGAGUUUGUGGAGAUGUAAAAGAUUAAGUCAAGUUAUUGCAUGUUGAACUAUGUUUUCGGGUGAAUAGCCCGUUCAAAUUCAAAAUAGGAUUUAAAAUCACUUAAUGAAUGUCAAAGACUACCUAUCCUUUUGAUAAUGUGAGCCUCAGACCUUAGAAGAACAUAAAAAUAUAAAUAGAAAGUCACCAGACUUUUUUUCAUAAAUAUUUAAUUUUAUUAAAGAAGGUAAUAGAAAAGUUAAAAAAAAAGUGUGUGUGUGUACUUUUAUAUAAAAGUUAUACGUUUUAUAUAACGUUUUGCGUGCGUAUAUACGCACGCAAAACGUUAUACUUAUUUACAAAACCAAAAUCCUUAAAAUUUUA
Molecule: messenger RNA, 2461 nt
Organism: Leptidea sinapis
Lineage: Eukaryota; Metazoa; Arthropoda; Insecta; Lepidoptera; Pieridae
Product: zinc finger protein 2-like
Exons: 6
Coding region: 242-1978 (578 amino acids)
Cellular component (GO): nucleus
Molecular function (GO): zinc ion binding
Source: RefSeq, a predicted model, not a curated record